AUGACCAAUCUCUUGCGUACAGCCAAAUCAGGAAGCGACUGGGGACGAAGAGAACUCCGUGCGUAUAAUAUUGUUGUCGAAUACCAGGACGCAACCACCUUUUUUGGCGUCGACCCCCUACCACAACCACCUGUCGCUGCUGAAAUCUUGCACAAUGUUGCAGCCGAAGUUACGGCAGACGAAGGGAACUAUUCACUUUUGCGAUACAUGGAUUUGGCAAUGAAUCUAGUUCCUGCACAGGAGGUGGCUCGUUCGCGCGUAGACAUUCCGCUUUUCAUCUGCGGGGAGCAGCAUCAUGCAAAAACUGACGUUUAUCCGGAACCGCAGCUUAUAGCGGAAGCGAUUGCUGCCUCUCAGGCAAAUAACGACAAGCGAACGCGUAUCCUCGGACAGGAUCCUAUCGCUCACAAGAUUAUGCCUGGAAUUACCAUGACAGGCACAUCGCCCGUGUUCUACAAGAUUCCCGUUACCACUGAACUCGCAGAUAGUGUUUCGAUGGGCCAGUAUCCGCCAACACGCACUGUUGUCCAUGCACAUCUCCCUCCAGUGCUUCGCCCCGCUCGCCGUCUCAGUGAAGGCUUCAGCAAGUUUGUUUCUCAAAAAUCUUUCCUAUCGACUCUGGAUAUGUCAUAUGGUGUAUGGCCUCAAGCGAAUCUCCCACCUGAGGCCGAGCGCUUGCCAUACCUAUGGGGUGUCGGUUCAUCUGGACCUCUCUUGAUACAGGUGCUUGAUCAACCAGCCUCCUUCACCUGUGUCAAAUUUUUGACGAUGGGGAACUGCUUCUCAGAGACCUUUGGCGAGCCGAUUCUAGUCGCCAUUCCGCAGAUGCAGUCACCGGAGAAUCUGCUUUGGGGCAUGUUUGACGCUGAUAUCCCUAUCAAUCCCAAUAUUCUGAGAGACCCGCCCCGUUCAGAAACGAAGGGCGAAAUUAUCAUUCGUGAAUUUUUCGGAGCGACGCUCCACAGGAGUUUCUGCUUCCUUACUAUCACCAUGAUGGUUGGUAUCCUCGCUUUCUUCUUGUUGGCAAUAUCUACGACGGCCUUAGCAUUCAGUAACGAGUCAGACCUCGCUGUUGAUACACCUUGCACCCUGGUUCAAUGCAAUGACACCCUCCUCAAGUGGAGCGGCGGUUUCUGCCCGGUUAUUUCAGCACCUUACUACGUCUUGUAUAACCACCUAACUUCCAAUUCUAUGACCAAUUACUUACUAUUACAUAGCAUCGUCCCAGGAAGCGACCCGGAUGGUCCCAUACUCGAAGACCUAGGUCAACAGGACGAUACGAACGUAACAUGGACUGUCAAUCUUUCCGCAGGAACGUCAGUCAUCAUAGCAAUCCGCGACAGCGAAGCUGUGAGUAUCCAGAGCGACGUUGUACAAAUUCGAAAUGGCACGAACAGCACCUGCCUAAAUGAAUAAUUCACAUGGACUAUAUAUGCAUUAUAUGACUCGUCUGUCCGGUAUUAGCAGAAUAUGCGUAUAAAAUCGUCCUUCAAAGAAUGAGACCCAA
Molecule: messenger RNA, 1507 nt
Organism: Desarmillaria tabescens
Lineage: Eukaryota; Fungi; Basidiomycota; Agaricomycetes; Agaricales; Physalacriaceae
Exons: 12
Coding region: 1-1416 (471 amino acids)
Source: RefSeq, a predicted model, not a curated record